AUGUGGAGCAGGAACGUCAGAUUGCUUGGACCAUGGGUCAGAACCUACUUGGUGCCCGUCACCACGAGGAAAACCAUCCCCGUGUACCCGCCUGUGGAGCGCAUAGCCUCUUCACAAAUAAUGAAACGGGUGGCCCAGUCAGAGAUAGAGUCGCUGGAUCCCGGCGCCGUCAGACGCCAGCUGAUCAGCAAAAAGAAUAAGGACCGGUUGAAAACCGGCGACGUGGUCCGGAUCGUGUACGACUCGUCCAAAUGCUCGUACGACCCUUUUGUCGGCUACAUCCUAUCCAUAGACCGCAAGCAGCUGGUGCAAGAUGCCUCGCUGCUGCUGAGGAACCAGAUUGCAAAGACCGCCGUCGAAAUCAGGGUGCCCCUGUUCUCCCCCCUGGUCGAGAGAAUCGACCUGCUAAGGCCCCAUGCCUCCAACAGACAAAGAAACAAGCAUUACUACAUCAGAGGCACCAAACUGGACGUAGGCGAUCUUGAGGCAAGUCUGAGAAGAAAGAAGUAG
Messenger RNA from Saccharomyces kudriavzevii IFO 1802, 510 nucleotides. RefSeq names its product mitochondrial 54S ribosomal protein bL19m (gene IMG1). The transcript has a single exon. Gene Ontology annotation, cellular component: mitochondrial large ribosomal subunit; ribosome. Lineage: Eukaryota; Fungi; Ascomycota; Saccharomycetes; Saccharomycetales; Saccharomycetaceae. Gene Ontology annotation, biological process: translation. The coding region runs from base 1 to 510 and encodes 169 amino acids. Gene Ontology annotation, molecular function: structural constituent of ribosome. The record is from RefSeq and is a predicted model, not a curated record.